Messenger RNA from Nicotiana attenuata, 1249 nucleotides. Its product is annotated as protein BOBBER 1-like. Bases 124 to 993 code for a protein of 289 amino acids. Lineage: Eukaryota; Viridiplantae; Streptophyta; Magnoliopsida; Solanales; Solanaceae. Gene Ontology annotation, cellular component: cytoplasm. Gene Ontology annotation, biological process: protein folding. The transcript is spliced from 6 exons. The record is from RefSeq and is a predicted model, not a curated record.
UCUGGAAUUCUCUAGGCGUCUACAUUUGUCUUCCACUAUCCAUUUCCCUCAUUUCUAUAAAAUUCAAAAUCCACCGCUAAAACCCUAAAACUUUUGAACCCUGACUGAUUCUCGAGUGUAUCAAUGGCGAUAAUUUCCGAUUAUGAUGAGCAAGAUAACAAGCCACUGUCAUCUUCAUCGGUAUCACAAAAGCCUUUUAAUGCCGUGCUUGAUUCUGCAAACCCUCUAGGGUUUCUAGAAACGGUGUUCGAGUUUCUGGGCCGGGAGUCAGAUAUCUUCAAGAGCGAUUCUCUGGUGAGUGAUGUGAAUGCGGUGGUUCGUAUAGUGAAAGACAAGUUGGAAACUGAGGAGAAGAAGAGGAAAGAGAAUGUACAAGGAUCACCUGGAAAGGCCGAGAAGAAGUAUAAGGAGGACGUUCCUGUCGUUGAAAAGGCCGAGGAGGUUAAGGAGGCCAUGGAGGAGGACAAGAAGGGGCCUCUAGAUCCCAACAAAGGCAAUGGCCUUGAUCUGGACAGCUACUCCUGGGGUCAAUCUCUGCAGGAGGUCAGUGUUAACAUUCCUGUACCUCCAGGGACAAAAUCACGGUUUAUUGUUUGCGAUAUAAAGAAGAACCAUCUUACAGUUGGACUAAAGGGCCAGCCUCCAAUAAUUGAUGGAGAACUCUAUCGACCUAUCAAAGUUGAGGAUUGUUUUUGGAGCUUAGAGGAUCAGAAAUCCAUCUCUGUACUCCUUACCAAGACGGACCAAAUGGAAUGGUGGAAAUGUGUGGUGAAAGGUGAACCUGAAAUCGAUCCAACAAAAGCUGAACCAGAAAGUAGCAAGCUAUCAGACUUGGACCCAGAGACUCGAUCGACUGUCGAAAAGAUGAUGUUUGAUCAGCGACAGAAAUCAAUGGGUCUUCCUACAAGUGAUGAGGUCCAAAAGCAGGAGAUCCUAAAGAAAUUUAUGGCUGAGCAUCCAGAAAUGGACUUCUCUAGGGCAAAGAUGUCCUGAUUCACAGAGUUUUUGCUUAGUGAUCAUAUUUCUGAAUGUCAAAAGAAGAUAGAUCAUUUUCUGGCAUCUCUUUAGUUUGGCUGGGAUUCAGGAUGUUUUUGUGCAUAUGGGAAGCCUGUAUUCUAUAGCGACUUUUGGGUAGUCUCAGGAAGUAAUUACUUAUACACUACUGUGGAGUAACUGAAACAUCUCUGAACAUCUUUUAUGUUCUAUCAACCUGCUUCUAUGCUUAUCUGUGUUUGUUUAACUUUUGUUU